Molecule: messenger RNA, 2064 nt
Organism: Mytilus californianus (California mussel)
Lineage: Eukaryota; Metazoa; Mollusca; Bivalvia; Mytilida; Mytilidae
Product: anionic trypsin-2-like
Exons: 7
Coding region: 606-1796 (396 amino acids)
Biological process (GO): proteolysis
Molecular function (GO): serine-type endopeptidase activity
Source: RefSeq, a predicted model, not a curated record
GUUGCAGAACUUGGUAGCUGGACUGAGCAGUCUAAGACACUGGUUUCUUAUUCUUAAUAAGAUAAAAUAUAACAAAAACAGUUAUAAGUUUAACAAUGACUAUUUAAUCAGUCAUAAUUCAAUAUAUAUAUGUGUAUAAAUAAAUAACCCUAGAGCGAAAACAGUACAGAGACCCCCCUUGGACGUUAUUCGUCGUGCGUAAACAUGGGAAAAGUUGUAGUAUUAUAGUAAAUAAUCUAGGUCACUUGGUCAGGUCAUAAAUAUAUAUAUAUAUAAUCGGGGUAAACAUUAACCUGGUAAUGGUUUGAAGAUGAUGGUUCACAGGUGGUUCGCUCUGGUAAAUAUGGUAUAUGGAACAAAAUGGUCAAGGUUCCGUGAGCUGUGAACUAACUAGAAUCGUCUGCUACAACCGUUUAUAUAGUACCGGAAGUCCGCGGACACAGAAAGUGUGUCCGUUACUAUAGGGAUAAGUGUGUCCGGCGAAAUAACGUAGUGAUUGGUUAUUAAAUCACAUAUACAUAGUAAAGGGCUCUGGAAACUAGGCCAUCUCCGUCAAUUCCGAUUGGUCUUUAGAACCGGGAGUUUCCACGGCAAUAAUAUAGAAGAUGGCGCAAAAACAAAUAGGAAUGUACAACUGUCGAGGGAAAAAGGGAGAUAUUACUUUGUCUAAACACCAUAAUUCAAAAGAGCAUAGCUAUGGUAAUGGACAUGGUUAUGGACACGGACAUUCUCAGACGCAUUUUGGACAGGGUCAUGGUCAUGAUCAGGACCAAGAUAGCAAAGGUCACAAUUCGAACGGUCAUGGGCAUGGCCACAUCAAUGGUCAUAUAGUCUCAAACCUCGGUCACCUACUAAAUGGCUACAAUGUGCCAUUAAACUACAAUUUAUUAAACCACCAAACAACUAAACAGUCAAUUACUACAGAAAACCACGUUCAUCAGCAAAAUAAAAUCUAUUUUGAAAGUUGGCAAGCUAAUUGGUGGAAUAAACAUUUAGAUAUCUGUGGAAAACAAGAAGUAGAACCACGAUUUUCAUUAAGCAGAAUAAUAGGAGGAAGGGAAGCUAUAAAAGGUAGCUGGCCAUGGAUGAUUUCCUUGUUCAACAACCUUCUCAGACAGCCAACUUGUGCAGCAGUAUUAAUAUCAGAACAAUGGGCAUUAACAGCAGGUCACUGUUUUUCAAGGAUGUUUGACAACGAAACGUUUAUAACUGCUAGGAUAGGCCUGCACAAUGCUUCUGCGUUUGCUGAAGAUCCGAAUGAGCAAGCAUUUAAGAUUAUCAAAGUAAUAAAACACCAAGGAAUGGAUGCAAGCAAUGUACCUUUUAAUAAUGAUAUUGCUUUACUCAAACUUGACCGGACUGUGUCAUACAGCUCUGCUGUUCGACCGGUAUGUCUGCCAGAUAAUACAAACAUAGACCCAACAGUAUGUGCUAUUAGUGGAUGGGGACGUUACAGAGAACCAAGAAAGACACCCGAUCCAGAUGCUUGGCCGCAAAUUUUACAACAAACCCGUGUUCCAAUACUUCCACAAGAUAUAUGUAUGUCAAACUAUAAAAAUAAAAUCACAGACAAUAUGUUUUGUGCCGGAUAUGAACAAGGAGGUGUCGACGCAUGUCAAGGUGACAGUGGUGGGCCUUUACAAUGUCAGGAAGAUGGACGCUGGUGCUUAAGAGGAAUAAUAAGUUGGGGAGGAAUAACCUACACUGAAUGUGCACAACCACUUCAACCAGGUGUUUACACAAAAGUAUAUAACUACGUUGAUUGGAUAUUGCACAAUAUAUACGAAAAUACGUGAUCCAAAACCAAAAAGAAACCAUUGUUUAGGACAACAGAUACUUACUCUUGAUGGAACAAUUGUUUUGACGACAAGGCUUACUUACUCUUGAUUAUAUAAAUUAGUUUUGUAAACUGUCAAUCAUUUUCAACAAACACGUUAUUCAAUUGAACCAUAUAAAAAGAUCAUUGUACGGUUUUUUCAUCUCUCAAAUCUUCAUCUACUAGUAUUAAAUUAAUGAAAUGUUUACACGUACAAUUACUACAUUAAUAUGGUUUCCAACAAUGUA